GAAAGAGUUGAGAAUUAUGGCUGCCGGAAAAUUUGCAAGCCUUCCCAGAAACAUGCCAGUGAAUCACCAGUUCCCUCUGGCCUCGUCCAUGGACCUUCUGAGCAGCAAGUCCCCUCUCGCUGAGCUCCGCACAGAUGCCUAUCAGGACGUGUCUAUACACGGCACCCUUCCACGGAAGAAAAAGGGCCCUCUGCCCAUAAGGUCCUGUGACGACUUCAGGCACAUGGGCACCCUCCCCCACUCCAAAUCCCCACGGCAGCAUUCGCCUCUGACCCAGGACGCCAUCCAGGAGAACCCACCACAAGACUGGAAAGGCGAAGCCUUCGCUUUCAGGGAUCCGCAUCUGCUGGACCCAACUCUGGAAUAUGUGAAGUUCUCCAAGGAGAGGCACCUGACGGACAGGACCCCCGAGAGGCUGAAGAAGGAGCUGGAGGAGGAGCUGCUGCUGAGCAGCGAGGACUUGCGCAGCCACGCCUGGUACCAUGGCCGCAUCCCCCGACAGGUAUCUGAAAACCUCGUACAGCGAGACGGCGACUUCCUGGUUCGAGACUCUCUGUCCAGCCCCGGAAACUUCGUCCUGACCUGCCAGUGGAAGAACCUGGCCCAGCACUUCAAGAUCAGCCGGACCGUCCUGCGACUCAGUGAGGCCUACAGCCGCGUGCAGUACCAGUUCGAGAUGGAGAGCUUCGACUCCAUCCCGGGCCUGGUGCGCUGCUAUGUGGGUAACCGCCGGCCCAUCUCGCAGCAGAGCGGUGCCAUCAUCUUCCAGCCCAUCAACAGGACGGUGCCCCUGCGGUGCCUGGAGGAGCGCUACGGCACCUCCCCGGGCCGGGCCGAGGGGAGGCCGGACGUGGCCAAGAGGCUGAGCCUCACCGUGGGCAGCGGCCAGGCCCGAGAGCAGAACUUGCCCAGAGGAAACCUCCUCAGAAAUAAAGAAAAGAGCGGUAGCCAGCCCGCCUGCCUGGACCACAUGCAGGACCGCAGAACUGUGUCCCUCAAAGCCCACCAGUCGGAGAGCUUCCUGCCAAUUGGCUGUAAACUCCCCCCUCAGUCCCCCGGUGUGGACACAAGCCCCUGCCCAAACUCACCCGUGUUCAGGACGGGCAGCGAGCCCACCCUGAGCCCAGCGUUGGUCCGGAGGGUCUCCUCAGAGGCCAGGGCAGGGGAGGCACUGAGGGGAUCAGACAGCCAACUGUGCCCCAAGCCACCCCCUAAGCCCUGCAAGGUGCCCUUCCUUAAGACUCCAGCGUCUCCAUCCACCUGGCUGAACUCAGAGGCCAACUACUGUGAACUGAACCCAGCCUUCACUGCAGGCUGUGACAGAGGGGUCAGGCUGCCCAUGUGUGCCCAGGGCGGCCACACGGAACUGCUACCAGCCAAGCAGAAUGGGGCACCAGGUCCCCGGAACUCUGGCAUCAACUACUUGAUCCUUGAUGGUGAUGACAGGGCAACACCUUGGGAGCCCCCGGCUGCUCCAAUGGACGAGGGGCAGGAGAACCAAGACGAGUUUGUGACGCCCCUCCUGGAGACCGUCUCCUCAUUCAGGCCCAACGACUUCCAGUCAAAGCUCCUUCCUGCGGAGAACAAGCCCCUGGAGACAGCACUGCUGAAACGCACAAAGGAGCUGUUCACCAGCUGCGACCCCAAGGUCAUUGCCCAGCACAUGCUGAGCAUGGACUGCAAGGUCGCUAGGAUCCUCGAAGUCUCCGAAGAGACGAGGAGGAACAUGGGUGUGAGCUCAGGGCUGGAGCUCAUUACCUUGCCUCACGGACACCAGCUGCGCCUGGACAUCAUGGAAAGGCACAACACGAUGGCCAUCGGCAUCGCCGUGGACCUUCUGGGCUGCACGGGCACGCUGGAGGACCGAGCGGCCACCCUCAACAGGAUCAUCCAGGUGGCCGUGGAGCUGAAGGAGUCCAUGGGGGACCUCUACUCCUUCUCGGCCGUCAUGAAAGCCCUGGAAAUGCCACAGAUCACAAGGUUGGAACAAACAUGGACUGCCCUGCGGCACCGGUACACCCAGACGGCCAUCCUGUAUGAGAAGCAGCUGAAGCCCUUCAGCAAAAUCCUGCAUGAAGGCAGAGAGUCCACGUGUGUUCCCCCAAGCAAUGUGUCAGUCCCGCUGCUGAUGCCCCUUGUGACCCUGAUGGAGCGCCAGGCUGUCACUUUUGAAGGAACUGACAUGUGGGAAAAGAAUGACCAAAGCUGUGAAAUUAUGCUGAACCACUUGGCAACAGCCCGACUCAUGGCUGAGGCUGCUGACAGCUACCGCGCGAAUGCUGAGAGGAUCCUGGCAGGUUUUCAACCAGAUGAAGAAAUGAGUGAAAUCUUCAAGACCGAAUUUCAAAUUCGAUUGCUAUGGGGCAGCAAAGGUGCACAAGUCAAUCAGACAGAGAGAUAUGAGAAAUUCAGCCAGAUUCUAACUGCACUCUCCCGUAAACUGGAACCCCCUCCCGUGAAGCAGGCAGAGCUCUGAUAACUCUCCAGAGAAUCUUAAGAUUGUAUUGCAAGCUUCUCUGGGAAAGCCUAUCACUUGAUAAAGUAAUAAUGUGCAAAUCUGACAAUAGACAAGCUGUUAGUAUCCACAGGAUAUUAAACGUGUAAAUUGUGGAGAGCACACUUAUUUAUGAAUUGCUUAAAAUUACUACUGAUUCUUAAAUGAUAAUUUAUUAUUACGGUAACUAUUGCUAAUGGUGAUCAGCAAAUUUAAAGAGAAGACUUAGCUAUGUUGGCUGGUUGCUUUCUAUUAUCAUGGUAUUUGACCAUUGUAGUUUUAAUUCCAUGUCAGAUAAGUGUAAAUAGAAGAGUUUAAAAGCAUGAAACAUUUCAGAAGGUAUCAGUUGUAUGAUAUUCUUUAAAUAAAUAUGAAAAGUGUAAAUAGUCAUGAAUGAAAAUAUAUCUUUUUGUGAAACAGUU
This is a messenger RNA of Carlito syrichta (Philippine tarsier), 2916 nucleotides long. It is a transcript of the gene BCAR3, whose product is annotated as breast cancer anti-estrogen resistance 3. The record is from RefSeq and is a predicted model, not a curated record. Gene Ontology annotation, molecular function: guanyl-nucleotide exchange factor activity; phosphotyrosine residue binding. The transcript has 12 exons. Bases 17 to 2476 code for a protein of 819 amino acids. NCBI's taxonomy places the organism in Eukaryota, Metazoa, Chordata, Mammalia, Primates, Tarsiidae. Gene Ontology annotation, biological process: positive regulation of peptidyl-serine phosphorylation; small GTPase-mediated signal transduction.